This is a messenger RNA of Phytophthora nicotianae INRA-310, 123 nucleotides long. RefSeq lists its product as hypothetical. The record is from RefSeq and is a predicted model, not a curated record. The transcript has 2 exons. Lineage: Eukaryota; Oomycota; Peronosporomycetes; Peronosporales; Peronosporaceae. The coding region runs from base 1 to 123 and encodes 40 amino acids.
AUGCCCAAGAACAACGCGGAGGCCGGGUCACGAAUCAGCGAAAUCAGUGUCAACGAACCUCAAUUCAACCCUGGAUACAACCAAACGGAGAGUCGCCAGGAAAAUCGAAAUGGCUGGUCGUAG